CGAGUCUGAUGCAACCCCUCGAGUCAGAAGUUUGCGCCCGGAAGGAAAAAAAGAAGACCCAAGACACAUCACAUCUCGUGUCUCGCCCGCGACAUCGGUGCAGUUUGCUGGUCAAGCAUUUCUAGCAUGCAUUGGCGGCCACUGUCGCACCAUUCACAAGCAUCUGUCGAAGGAUGAAGUCUUGACUCUGGGUCUGCUUCUGCUAAGAUUCUGCCCAAGUCGAGCAAACACUCCGUCGCGAUUCUCCACCGCUGCACUGCAUCGCGACACCGCCUCGAUCGAUCAAUUCGAGUCUUCAACAAGGGACCCCUCUCCUCGCCAGUGUCCCAGAGGCACCCAACCCUUUCUCAUGUACCGCAGCAUGUCCCACGAAUAACACCAUUCGAUUUUUGCAGCAGGAUUGGGUUUUCUUGUCCCCUUGUCUCUCUUCCACCCCAAGACGCAUGGCAGCCUUCACGAAUGAGUUGGCCAAUGUCGACGGCCUCGAGCCGGCAGCGGUCCACAAGCCGACCCCGUCAGCACCGACAUCGUUGCCGGAAGAACUAGUCGCUCCUCCUCGCCAGAGCAUCGAGGCUUUGAAGGACAUCACUUUUGGGUCAAUAGCAGGAAUACUGGGCAAGUUCGUGGAAUACCCGUUUGACACCAUCAAGGUGCGACUGCAGUCGCAGUCCGCCGAGUCUGGAGCCCAACGGUUCCGCGGACCUCUCGAUGCCUUUACGGCGGCGUUUCGAGCCCCCGAAGGCCCCCUGGUCUCUCUGUAUCGUGGAAUCAGCGCGCCGUUACUUGGGGCGGCGAUUGAGACGUCUUCGUUGUUCUUCAGCUAUCGGAUCGCCCAGGACAUCAUCGUGGCCAACAGCCCGUCUCUGCGCGCCCUCCGAGAGGAACGGAACAAUGGCGGCCGAGUCGAGCUGCCAUUUCCUUAUCUCGUCGGUUGUGGUGCUGCUUCUGGUGCAUUCACGUCCCUCCUGCUCACUCCGAUCGAGUUGAUCAAGUGCAAGAUGCAAGUCCCCACCUCAGCGUCCAGCCUGGGCUCGCACACGAGUGCUCGCCCUCCUGGGCCAUUGGCCUUGAUCAGGACAGUAUUUCGCACCCAGGGCAUCCUCGGGUUUUGGCAUGGCCAGUUGGGCACCCUCAUUCGGGAAACAGGGGGCUCCGCGGCCUGGUUUGGCUCGUAUGAGGGGGUCAAGACGCUUUUUGUCAAGUACGACCCAUCUGUGUCGCAGGUCACGGACGUCAAGGUUUGGCAGCAGAUGUGCGCCGGCGCCGCUGCCGGCAUGUCCUACAACUUUGUCUUCUACCCGGCCGACACGGUCAAGUCUCGUAUGCAAACGAGCGCCGCCGACAUUGCCGCGGUCAAGAAAAUGACUUUUGCGUCCACCGCUCAGGACCUGUGGCGUGAGCAGGGCCUCAAAGGCUUCUAUCGGGGCUGCGGCAUCACUGUUUUCCGAAGUGCCCCGAGCUCCGCCAUCAUCUUUGUCAUUUAUGAAACGUUGAGGAAAUACUUUGGUUAGCAGAACAACGCCUCAGCAGUAUCAGUUGACACAUCGCCGUCGUACAUGGGCUUGUGGGGAAAGCGGCCAACGGGCACUGGCAACUGAAUUCGUGGAACGAGGCUAAGACAGCACUUGUCGCGCCAAAGUCUCUAUCGAAGCGAACAGCAUACCGGGUCCUUGGAUGGGGAGCAAUAUUUCCCUUCCGAGAAUGAGGCAAAGCCGCGCCAAGGUCACCGCGAGAGACUCUCUUUUGCUUGUUUAUGAUGUGACCCGAAGCAACAAACAGGGCGUCCAGCUUACUCUAUCGGGCUGGUUUCCUGGCACACACAGCUCUUACGAACAUUUUGCUUUCAGCAUGAAUUAAAUCAACACCAGUAGUGGGUCAAGAAUAUAUACGGCAGAAAAGGGGGAGUCGCGCAAAAGCGUCUCGCAAACAUUCGUACAGCAUUGGUCCGAUACACUACGUGGAAGAAACUCAGAGGGCAAGAGGCGUCGGCGUCGGCGUUUGGUUCUACAUUUUGAGAUGCAUGGUCCGACAGAGGGCCGUGUUGAUGACAAUGCCACAAAAUCACUGAGGCAGACACAGACACACUGCAAAGAGCCAUCAAUAUUGGCCUUUAGAUACAUACGCAGUUGCUAGAUCUCUUUACCAGCGUCAGGAUAGAGUGCGGCCCGGGGAUAUUGAGCCUGUUACAGUCAGUGGCUCAGGCUGACUCUGCACAUUUUGACAUUUUGUCCUUUUGUAACUCGACACGGGAAAUGGAUGAUGGGGAUUUUGUUCGUACCAACGUACACAGCAGACAGGCGGACGGAUGGACAGGAUAGAUGGACACCUAAGAUAGAUAGAUAGAGACGAAUUGACAUGUCGUGAUAUGAUGA
Molecule: messenger RNA, 2372 nt
Organism: Exophiala dermatitidis NIH/UT8656
Lineage: Eukaryota; Fungi; Ascomycota; Eurotiomycetes; Chaetothyriales; Herpotrichiellaceae
Product: MC family mitochondrial carrier protein
Exons: 1
Coding region: 444-1511 (355 amino acids)
Biological process (GO): mitochondrial L-ornithine transmembrane transport
Molecular function (GO): L-ornithine transmembrane transporter activity
Source: RefSeq, a predicted model, not a curated record